This is a messenger RNA of Oncorhynchus kisutch (coho salmon), 2332 nucleotides long. It is a transcript of the gene dnaaf11, whose product is annotated as dynein axonemal assembly factor 11. Bases 85 to 1476 code for a protein of 463 amino acids. Lineage: Eukaryota; Metazoa; Chordata; Actinopteri; Salmoniformes; Salmonidae. Gene Ontology annotation, molecular function: protein binding. The record is from RefSeq and is a predicted model, not a curated record. Gene Ontology annotation, biological process: outer dynein arm assembly. Gene Ontology annotation, cellular component: cytoplasm. The transcript is spliced from 12 exons.
UGUGCAAACCGAGCGCACCCGCUGACAUCUUCCAAACAGUGUUGGUUUCUAGUAGCAACGCCUGCCAAACAGAAGAGAAGAAAGAUGGUCCUGAUCACAGAAGACAUGGUACGACGUCGGGCAGAGCAUAACAACUGCGAGAUCCUUUCCUUAGAGGAGGUGUCUUUGCAUCAACAAGAUAUUGAGAAAAUAGAACACAUUGAUAAGUGGUGCAGGGACCUCAAAAUUCUGUAUCUUCAAAACAAUCUCAUUCCCAGAAUAGAAAAUGUAUAUAGAUUGAAAAAGUUGGAGUAUCUAAACCUUGCUUUGAACAACGUUGAACUGAUCGAAAACCUGGAAGGAUGUGAGAGUCUCCAGAAGCUGGACCUGACAGUGAAUUUUGUGGGCCGGUUGAGCAGUGUGGAGUCAUUGAAGAACAACCUCCAUCUCCGAGAGCUUUUCCUGGUGGGGAACCCCUGCACUGAGUUUGAGGGCUACAGGCAAUACGUUGUGGCUUCACUGCCCCAACUGAAGUAUCUGGAUGGGAAAGAGAUUGGCAGGUCGGAAAGGAUCCGAGCCAGACAAGGCCUAGAUGAGGUAAGGAGGCGGAUUCGGCAGCAGGAGCAGGAUUACCUGCAGAAGAGAGCGAGUGAGAAAGAGGAGGCCCAGAGAGAGGGAGGAGAGGUGCAGCGGGGGCCGAAAAGGGAAAGCCGCUCCUCUGUUAAAGCGAAGAAUCCUGGCUUUGAUGGUCGCUGGUACACUGACAUCAACAACACCAUCCCUGUGCAUGAAGAAAACAAGGAGAUCCAAGGGAGAGAGGAGAAAGAGAAGACAAGCUGCCUUUCUUCAGAAGACCAGGAGAGGGAGUUUUGGGAGAAACCUUGUGCCUAUACUCCAGAGUCACGCCUGGAGACUCACCGCCACCUUGACGAGAAGAAAAAGGCAAAAGAAAGGAAGGCUGUGAAGACGCCCAAGGCCCCGAGGACUCUGAUCACACCCCAUGGACGGGUGAUGAAUGUCAAUGAACCCAAGCUGGAUUUCAAUCUCACAGAAGAUGGGGACAAUAACACCAUUGUCUUGGAUCUGGAAGUCUACAGGCAUAUGGACACUUCCCUGAUGGAUGUUGAUGUUCAACCAACGUACGCCCGAGUGACUGUCAAAGGAAAGAUUUUUCAGCUGGUGCUGCCCGCAGAAGUGAGGCCUGACAGCUCGACAGCGAAGAGGUCCCAAAUCACCGGCCACUUGGUCCUCACAAUGCCAAAGGCUCAGGGUGAAAUCAAAAUGACAACCCCUCAUCCUCCCAAAGUUUCUCAAAGCAGCAACACACCUGAAGAGAAGACAAGGAAAGGUAACAACCGGCAGAGGUUGGAGGUGGAUCCCAGUAAACACUCAGGGGUCGACUUGGCCAACAUUGUCCCACGAGAGAACAGGGCUGGAGAGCAGACCAUCUUUUAUGAUAACUUUGUGGACGACCCAGACGUUCCCCCUUUGAUGUGAGAGUGAAAAUCUAAAAUCGGUCUGACAAAUUUGUGAACACACAAAUCUUCAUAUCAUCUGACAUCAAUGUAAAAAAUAUUUAAUAGAGUAAAUGCAAGAUUUGUCUAUCCAGCAGAUCUCUUUGAAUGUUGUGCAAGUGAGAGAUGCUCAUAGAUGUCAGUACAGUAUAUCAUUGUGUAUUGUUAUGAUGGUCGUACAAGAAACCCUCCUGAACGUGUGUUUAGUUACUCUGUGGUCCAUUUUUAUUUGAACUGAGUUAUAUCCUUUCCUGUUUACAUUGGUGAUGUUCCCCACAUAAAAAAAUAAUAUAUAGUUUAGUACACACUGUAGUAUCUCUCGAUUUAUUUGUAGUACUUACUAUAGAAUAGUGUAGUAUACUGUAGAAUACUUUAAAUAAUACAGUAUUAUCUGCAUACAAAAAAACACUAUAGUAAAUACUACAUUAUUUAGUUUGUAUAUACCCUGCCCAUUCCCGUCCCCCAUAUCGCAAUUUGUGCCACCCAUGAGUAAGAAACCUACACACCAAGUAUUGUGUUCCAGACAGGUUGUAGAAAAGAGCAGAAGUGCUGUUCAGAGUCCAGUCUUACUUACAGGUUACAUGUUAUCAAAAAUGUUUUAUUAUUUCUCCAGUAGGUUUUCUAAAGGAGAAAGCCUCUACUUCUACAGUAUGUUAAAGAUAAAACAAAAACACUACAGUAAAUACUACAGUAUACUACAAUCUGCAAAAACAUGACAUUAAUUACUAUAGUAUAUACUACAGUUUUCUUUUACUACAGUAUUUAUACUAUAGUUAACUGGAAAUACUAUAGAAAACUACAGUAAAGUCAGCAAAAACACUAUAGUAAAUACUAUAUUA